UUACUCUCUUUCAUUCAAACCUUUCUGUCCAACCUCCAGGAGCAUACUCUGUUGAGUCUGCUCCCAUCAUCCAUGGUCAAGAAUACCCCUUCCACUUCAGAAUCCUCUAGUCUCAAAAGGAGAAAGACCGAGGAUGAUGAUGCUGAUCAUGUUCAGGCAAAGAAACCUAGAUCUAGAGUCAGUUUCUCCUGUGGUGAAUGUCACCGUCGGAAGCAGAAGUGCGACCGACAGAUACCGUGCUCUCAUUGUAUAGCACGAAAAGUACCUGAGCUUUGCAAAGCAUACACUCCCGGAAAAACGGACCAAGAUCUGAGCGUCCGCUUAGCCAGGCUCGAGCACAUAAUCGAGCAGGCUUUACCCCAAUACUUCAAUUCAUCAUCUCAUUCUUCCUAUUCAGCUCCAGACAGACACCGCAGCUCUACAUCUGACGGCCCAGAUGACGAUAAUCGUUCGAUGACUGAUGAGCAGGAUCCAAGUGGCGGUACUUUCCACAGUGGAAAGUGGUAUGGCAAUAGCGCCUCAGGAAGUGUAGCACCCGCCUCCGUUUUGGAGCAACUGGCAAACGUCGUCGUUGCCAGUUCGAAUCAAGAACAGUGGGAUUCCAGUCAUUCCACUUCUAAUCUCAAUGCUGGACCUUCCGGCCAGCACGGAACUGGUAACGGCGAUCAUAAAUUAGCCUUGGCGACCCCAUUAAUAAUCGAAUCUGUGCGACAAGACUCUGAACCUUCAGCAGCUGACAAUCUCAAGAGUCUUGUCCAAGAAUGCGGUGUAUCACCACACAAAAUCUCUGAGCUCCUUCAGGAACUCCCUCCCCAAAGGUUUUCCGACGUCCUUAUUGAUCAUUAUUUCGCUGCAAUCAAUUGGACGAGAUAUCCCCUUUGCGAGGCUGACUUUCGGGCUGCCUACGCAUCACUUUGUGCCAAUGGGGUGGGCGCCAAUACAAACGAUGCACGCUUCCUUCCGCUGCUGUUCGUGGUGCUGGCUAUUUCAGUGCGAUUGGCACCUGAACAUCUUGCUGGUGACAUACGAACAAGAAGAGUGACAUCUUUGAGAUAUUAUUGGUCUUCUCGACGCUCUCUGCUUAUCGCUGCAGCUAUCCAACCGGAUUCACUAGAUAUCGUUCUCACUCGCUUACUUAGCGCACGAUUCUUGACUUUUGAUCGUCGUAUUACAGAAUGCUGGAGCCAGUUGGGGGCUGCUGUACGAACAGCUCAAGCACUGGGAUUGCAUCGUGAUGCUGCACCUACGGGACUCGACCCUGCUCAGGUUGAAAACCGACGUCGGAUAUGGUCAUAUCUCUAUCACGCCGAUCGUUCCUACGCACUUGUGCUUGGAAGACCGAAUGCUAUCCAGGACGAUUACACUUGCACGCUCCCGCCUUUGAACACUGAUGACGACUUUUCCCCUGCCGCCAUUCGCAAUCCACCUCCCCUUUCAAGCCCUACACUGAUGACCUUCGUAAUUCUAAGGCAUCAACUUGCCACCAUUAUUGGACGGAUUGUACAUCAUUUUCAGAAGGUCAAGUCACCUAGUCAUUAUUCUGACGUCUUGGCGCUGGAUGACGACAUUUUAAAAUUCGUUUCUAACCUACCACCUCACUUCUCGUUGGAGCCCGACACGUCCCUGGAUGAGACGAAACAAUUCAUCCCCGUUCACCGCUUCCUCCUCAUCACCGAAGUCUUGUUCGUUCGCGUCGGCCUCCAUCGUCCAUAUUUAUUGCGGAGGUUGAGUUGCGAUCGUUACCUUCGCUCGCGAAGGGCAUGCUUUGAGUCCGCGGUCAAGGAUUUCCAUGUUCGCCAGGCCUUCCGCAAUUCAAUGCCCAAAGAAACCCGCGAUUCUCUGAGCAACGCCUACAGGGAGUUUCAAACAGCGAUGAUCAGUGGCAUUUACCUAGUCUUGCAUCCCCAAGGCAAGGAUGCUGACAUGAUGCACACCAUUUUGGACGGCUUCCUGACGGAACAUGAGGGCGUACGUGAGAUGGACGAAACGACUCGGAGGGAGCUCAAAACUAUCGAGUUCCUCAAGAGUCGUGCAUCACAAAUGGCGGAAAACGCAUCACACGGCGUGGAUGGUGCAAGCUCACCGUUUAACGGGCAUACUGGGGAGCAGCACUCUACAAUCAUCUCCAUGCCGGCUUCUCGUCGUGCUUUGCCUCUAUCCACACGCCAGGCCUUCAUGAUGGACACAGCGUCACCGAAUAAUUCGUCUCCCACAAUGUCUUCGCCUAUAGUAUACGCAACAUCACCUCCUUACUCGCAUUCCCCUGCGAUGCAACGUCUGCAGCACAAUGGAUCUAAUGACGGUACGCUCAGCUCGCCCGCUGGCUCCGGCAGUCCGAGUGGAGAGGAAGAAUCCGCUGCACAGUCGCUCUUGGAUCAUUGGUGCAGCACUUUCGGCGGGGGUACUGUCGAGGCGACAGCAGGCAUGCCUGCUCUGUCUUGGGGAGGACCUGGUGGUUCUGAUUUCCCAGGCUGGAUUGGACCUAGCAACACAAUGGCUGGGGAUCCUAGUCCGAUGACAGAAGUAGACGGUUCGGAUUGGAGUUACUGGGAGGCGCUGGUCAAUCAAAUCAAGACUGGACCGCAGGUCUAAAAUUUGUGUGCACGCAUUAUUCUGAACUUCUGUUGUAUUU
Messenger RNA from Suillus paluster, 2632 nucleotides. Its product is annotated as fungal-specific transcription factor domain-containing protein. Gene Ontology annotation, biological process: regulation of DNA-templated transcription; DNA-templated transcription. Gene Ontology annotation, molecular function: DNA binding; zinc ion binding; DNA-binding transcription factor activity, RNA polymerase II-specific. The record is from RefSeq and is a predicted model, not a curated record. Bases 73 to 2592 code for a protein of 839 amino acids. Lineage: Eukaryota; Fungi; Basidiomycota; Agaricomycetes; Boletales; Suillaceae. The transcript has 10 exons.